AGUUAGAAACCGUCAGCAGCUCAGGAUGAAGGUCUGUCUCACUCUGAUCUGCCUCCUCUUCCUCAGGCUGCAGGAUGGAAACGCUGUGAGGAGGGAAACUGGAGUAGAAGGAGGAAACAUCACAGUUAAAUGUCCAUUUCUCCUCUCUGGAAGCAGGAAGUUUGUUUGUAAAAAUGUCUGUGAAGGAGAAAAUAUUCUGAUUGAAACAACCAACAACACAGCUGAGAAAGGAAGAUACAGUGUUAAAUAUGAAAGAAACAUCAUUAUAUUCAAGGAUUUUCUUUAUUUUACCAUCGAAGACCUGAAGAAGUCAGACUCAGGACGGUACAGGUGUCGCUUGGAUAGAACCUUUAUAACCAGAUAUGAUGAUUUUGAGCUGGUUGUGAAUGAAGGAACACCUGGUUCUGUUUCAGUGUUUACAACUUCAACAACUACAGAACCAAACAGAACUCUGCAAACUUUUACGACAUCAACAAUUCUCCCAACGUCCUUCAGAACAGCAUCAGUCCAGAGUUCCUCUCCUCCUUCUUCCUCUAAAACCAACCAGCCUCCUGCAGCUCCAGGUCUGCUACUUCUUGUGGUUCUGGUUCUGGUAAUCCUSAUCAUAACGUUGGCUGUGGGUCUGCUGAUUUUCUUUGAGAAGAAGCACUUUGGGCAAAAAAAUGGUCCUUUAGUGAAAACAGAAUAUUCUGACCCCACAAAGGUCAGUACUGUGUAUGAGGAGAUCAGACUGGAGGAGAGAGAAAACGAAACGCCUCCUCAGGAAAAAUCUCCAGUUUAUUCUCUGGUCAGAUCCUGUGAACCAGCUGAAAGCAGUGACCUGUACAGCCUCGCCGGCUGUCCAAAGAAYGACGUUGAAGUUGACGCUGUGGAUUACUCUGUGGUGCAUUUUGCUACAAACACCACCACUUCCUCCAACAGCGCCCCCUGUGGCCAUGCGGUUAAUGACACCUACUCAGCCGUGGGCUCUGCCAACCUGAGCGAUGAUUCGUCUGCUCUUUAUUCCAACGUGACUUGCUGUGGAUCGUCAGACAAUUUAUAUGAUUAGCWUUGAGCUAACAGAAGCAAAAACAACAACCAAUCAACAUUAAGCUGGCCACAUAUUCUCAGUUUGUAUGUCUAKAACUAUUAUUUUUAUCUAUUUCUAUGCAUCAUAAACUAASUGAAUUUGUAUAAACCAUAAAAGUUUUGUUUUAUUACAGGUUUUUAUGAUUUUUAGCUCCUUUUUUACAUUUAAUAAAAAUAUUUUUGA
Poecilia reticulata (guppy) is the source of this 1252-nucleotide messenger RNA. RefSeq lists its product as uncharacterized. Gene Ontology annotation, cellular component: cell surface; plasma membrane. Lineage: Eukaryota; Metazoa; Chordata; Actinopteri; Cyprinodontiformes; Poeciliidae. Gene Ontology annotation, molecular function: transmembrane signaling receptor activity. The record is from RefSeq and is a predicted model, not a curated record.